AUGUUAGAUGAAAUUACUCAAGAUUAUGGAUUUAAUCGAGUCAUUCAAGUAUCUCAGUUAAUAGAAGAUUUGGUUUUUUCAAUCGUUCAAGAAAACGGAUUUAGAAACUGGUGGAGUGAUGAGAAAUCUAAUGCUGAAUUAGCUCGUAUAUUAAUUCGUAUUGCAAAUCUCUAUUAUAAUUGCUCUGCUAUCGUUACUUCUCAAUUAUAUCCUGACCAAAAUUGCACAUAUGAACCAAUCUAUUAUACAAAACUUGUUCUUAUUUUAUUUAGUCUUUUCGCUAUGAUGGAAGAUCUAGCUAGACAAGAUAAAAGACUCGGUCCUAGUCUUACAGAUUAUACAAUAAGUACAGAGUGGGACAAGAUAUCAUUACAAUCAGUCAUUCCACAAUUAGCUUUGCCAGAAAGGAAAUGGUUUGGCUUGAUAGAUAAUAUUAACGCAUAUUUUAAACUGUCUAGUACUGAUGUUGGUCGUUUAUUCAAAAAUGGUUAUCCUUUGUCAGGUUUGCCUAGCCGAAUUCUGAAUCAUUCACAUUAUAAAGAAUGUUUUGGUACACAAAAUUUCCUUGUAGAUGUUACUGAUAGAAACGUUUUCGGACAAACACUGCGUUUUUACGAAACAAAAACUAAAGAAUCUGUAAACAUUCGACUUAGUUUAUUGUCCAAUGAUAAAAUUUGGAUUGAAGCUAAAAACCAAACAUUUGUUUCGAAAAGUUAUUUAAGUACAUUACCAAAAUUUUUGCUGGAAAAUUAUACACAUUUCGAAAAUGAUAAAAUAACCUUUUAUAGUCAUUGGUAUGAGAAUGAUAAAAUAUUUAUAAAGAAUGAAGAUAAAAUAGUGAAAUAUGAAAUAGAUUUAAAUAAUAACGAAAUUUAUUCGAAUGAAAAUCAAAAAUUUCUUAUUCCUUUCACUAAAGAUGGAUUUGAUCGGUCAAAUGGAUUAUAUACAACAUUUUCUCGAUUUGAAGACGAAAAUUAUAUAUUAGCAUUAAAAAAUAAGAAAGAAGACAGUGAACCAGUUAUGAUUUAUCUACCAAGACUAAAUUUAAAAUUCAAAAUUGAAGGUACAAGCAUCAUAUCAGAAGAUUUUAAGGAUUAUUGUUUAAGUAAAGACCAGCAUAUUAAUACAUUAUGUGGAUUAUCACAGUAUUUAGUAAUAGAACCAAAUAUCCAAAGUGAUAAUCCAAUGAAAUUCAAUCGGAAAAUAAUUAUUCCUUAUCAUCCGAUUGAAAGAAAACAAUCAGUUUUCUCUAAUAUAAUAGAGUUUAAUUUGCAGAAAGUCGGAAGACCAGCAUAUUUUUCAUAUGAAAUCGAUCAAAAUUUAGAAUGUCUUAAUUCAGAAACAACAGCUGGAAGUCUUUAUCUUGCUCUUCUCUAUUUUAAAACUGCUACUUUAGAUCAAGAUUUGUUUCUUAAAAUGAAUGGUUAUGAAAUUUGCGCAGAAAUUCUUAAAACAUGUUGGCAAAAUUGUCAAUAUUCAGACAUAGAAUUUAAUAUUAUUUUAAAAUUUUUUGAAAAAUACAUGUCCAGAUUUAGAAAAACCUUGGUCAAAUUAUGCUGGUUCAGAAGAAUCAAUGUUUAG
Molecule: messenger RNA, 1581 nt
Organism: Rotaria sp. Silwood2
Lineage: Eukaryota; Metazoa; Rotifera; Eurotatoria; Philodinida; Philodinidae
Source: the annotation of a GenBank genome assembly